This is a messenger RNA of Trichoderma atroviride IMI 206040, 2439 nucleotides long. The record is from RefSeq and is a predicted model, not a curated record. NCBI's taxonomy places the organism in Eukaryota, Fungi, Ascomycota, Sordariomycetes, Hypocreales, Hypocreaceae.
AUGUUUGCUUUCGACCAAGCCGCACUACCUCAGAUUACAACACGCAAAGCUCUCAUUGUGGUUGACUUUCAAAAUGAGUUCAUCGGCGAUGCUGAUCCAGGGCUGCCUGUUAAUCGCCCCGAGGGAUUUGUCAAACGUACAGCUGAAAUAGCAACCGCCUUUCGCUCUGCGGGAGAUGUCAUCUGGAUUCAAUCUCGGCUUGACAAGGCUCGUUCGAUUGAUGGCGAUCAGAUCAUAUUAUCAGAGAACUCACCUGCUUCGCAACCUACAUCUUCCCGAAAUAAGGAUAGGCCAAUUGCGACUGAGGCUUCUUCUGAUGAAUCCUUAGACCCCGAAGCUUUUUUAAGCCAUGAAGAGCCUUUACACGGCAAGGCUUCUUCUGAUCCGGGGAGCAACGUCCCAUUGGCUAUUGAGGAGGCCAUUCACAGCAAGGAUCUCAAAUUAACAAAGUCUUAUUACUCGGCGUUUCAUGGCACACAGUUACUGCGCGCUUUGCGUGGUAGAAUGGUUACUGAAGUUUUCAUCUGCGGCUCUCUUGCGAAUAUUGGUGUCUAUGCUACCGCCAUGGAAGCGGCCGGCCACGGUAUGGCCAUUACAGUCAUAGAAGACUGCUGCGGAUAUCGCCACAACAAAUCAGAGACUAAGACUCCAAGUGAACCACGGGAUGCAACGUCUGCUAAACGGGCAAAGGCUGUCGCUAGUACCGAUGAAGACAUUAUACAGUCCCUGUCUGGUCUCAAGUUAGAUUCCAGCCCAUCCGGCCCUAGCACUGCUGUAGACAAAGUCAACCAGGCCCCUGAAGUCAAGGCUGAAACUCAAGAGCCUCAAGAGGCUGCCACUGAAGUUGAAAAAGAGAAUGAGAAAGACCAACCUGUGGUUGAAGGUGGCUCAGCGGGACGUGUUGCCGAUUCCGAAAACGAAAGUGACUCGUCGUCACAGUCCAAAUUGUGCGAAGGUGACACAGACGUCAUAUGUGAUGCCCUGCCAAAGCCAUUGGCGAAUGAAGCUUUUGAUAAGCUUGAAAAGGAGGUUCUUUGGCAGCGAAUGUCCCACCAGGGCGGAGAGGUUCCUCGACUUGUCGCGGUUCAAGGCCGGGUGGACGAAGAUGGCACAAUGCCAGUGUAUCGUCACCCUGCCGACGAAUCUCCGCCCCUGCUGCCCUUUUCCCCUACGGUCCAAGCCAUCAAGGCUGAAAUCGAGAAGCAUCUUGGUCAUCCUCUCAACCAUGUCCUUAUUCAAUUCUACCGUGACGGAAAUGAUUACAUUUCCGAGCAUAGCGACAAAACGCUGGACAUUGUGAAGGGGUCUUAUAUCGCGAAUGUCAGCCUUGGAGCGGAAAGAACCAUGAUACUAAGAACUAAGAGGCUGGAAAAGGAUCUUUCUGGGACGGCAGCAGCAGAAGCAGCAGGCAAAGAGGAGAAGCGAAAGAUUCAGCGCGCUCGGCUUCCUCACAACUCACUCUGUCGCAUGGGCCUGCAGACUAAUAUGAAGUGGCUGCACGCCAUCCGACGAGACAAGCGCGCAGAUCGCGACAAGUCAGCUGCGGAACUGGCGUAUUCAGGGCGCCGUAUAUCGCUUACAUUUAGACACAUUGGAACGUUUCUGGAUCGUGAUGAGACCAUCAUCUGGGGUCAAGGGGCAACAGGCAAGACUCGCGACACCGCGCAUCCCAUAAGCAACGGCCAGAGCUCUGAGGCUGUUAAAAUGAUCCAGGCGUUCGGCACAGAGAAUCAUGCCUCGGACUUUGACUGGUCUGCUCAUUACGGCCGUGGUUUCGACGUUUUGCAUAUAAGCAAUUCCCCUAGGUUCUUUGCUUCCGCAGACCCAUUAGUGAAUAUGCGCAUUACACUUAUGCUGGCCGAGUAUGGCAUUAAGUAUGCCAAGGGUAGCAUGGCUUCUGGCUCCGAAUCCCAUAACGAGAACCAAAACAACCCGCCAGCACUAUGGUCUCUUCCCAUAAAGUUCAUUGAUAAUGAUGCUGCUAAAUCCGUCGUUCAUGGCGACAUGGCUAUUAUGCUAUACCUUUACUCGCGCUAUGGUCCAGGCCGUGUCACUGGCUCAGGAGCCACCACUCGAAAUCCAUCAGACCUUGCCAGACUGUUCAGCCAGUUUCAGCAAGGAAUGAAUCUGUUCAAUAUCUGGCGCCAGCUGAGGUGCGAUGGAAGUACAGGGACUCGUGCCGGAGCACUACCUGUGACAUUGAAACAGGAGCUUGCUGUUUGGGACAGCUACGUUGUCGACGACCUGAAAAAUGAGCGAGUUCCAUUCCUAUGUGAAGAUUCACUGACCCUUCCUGACUUUGUCGUCUGGCCAACUUUGUAUUCCAUCGUAGAAAAAUACGGCUCAGAAGUAGCAUUUAAAGGUCUAGACGGAUUGCAGAAGUAUUAUGAGGCUGUUCGACAGUUGGACAAUGUUGUUACGGCUGUAGGAAAUCGCUAG